AUGGUCGCGACAUUUGUGUCAAAAGCGGGUCAUAUUGCAACAAUUCCUCUUAAUGAGCUAAGAACUGUUACAGCGGAUUGGUAUACCACCAUUUGUUUGCCAAAAAAUCAUCAGCGAGCUUCGAAAAAUCAACCCCGAAAGAAGAAUCAUCCUCCACCAAGACAAUGCAAGCUCGCAUACAGCCCAAAAAACAAGGCAGUAUUUAACGGAAGAAAACGUAGAAUUAUUGGACCAUCCUCCAUAUAGUGCCGAUCUGUCCUAACGAUUUCUUUACUUUCCCGAAAAUUUAAAACAGACUGCG
Acanthoscelides obtectus is the source of this 301-nucleotide messenger RNA. Lineage: Eukaryota; Metazoa; Arthropoda; Insecta; Coleoptera; Chrysomelidae. The record is from the annotation of a GenBank genome assembly.